Molecule: messenger RNA, 812 nt
Organism: Eleginops maclovinus (Patagonian blennie)
Lineage: Eukaryota; Metazoa; Chordata; Actinopteri; Perciformes; Eleginopidae
Gene: pold4
Product: DNA polymerase delta 4, accessory subunit
Exons: 5
Coding region: 129-479 (116 amino acids)
Biological process (GO): DNA synthesis involved in DNA repair; DNA-templated DNA replication
Cellular component (GO): delta DNA polymerase complex
Molecular function (GO): DNA-directed DNA polymerase activity
Source: RefSeq, a predicted model, not a curated record
GUGAAGGGGCCCGGUACUGCACACUGGUAGAGACAGAAGAAGAAAACGUCGUCAUUGUUUUGGUCUGUCCCUUCUGUGCAUAGUGGAUGAUAGCACACAUUUAAUCUUUCGGAGCUUUUAUUCUCUAAAUGUUAAGAUCAGUCACCAUGACCGCCAAGCACGGGCUGAUAACCGAUUCAUUCAAGGUGGUGAAGAAAGCUAAGAGAGGGGCCAGAAAAGCGAAGAGACCCCCUUCACCUCCUCCGACACAGCAAGAGGCUGGAGCUGAAACGCCUCAGGAGAAGGAGCUGCGGACGCUCAGAAACUUUGACCUGGACUGGAGGUUUGGGCCCUGCAUAGGGAUCAGCCGGCUGCAGAGAUGGGAGCGAGCAAAGCUUCAUGGUCUGAACCCUCCUGAGGAGAUCAGAGAGCUGCUGCUGCUGCAAACACACACCGACCCCAAGUACAACCUGAGCUUAUGGAGGGACUAUCCUUUGUGAAGAAGACAUUGUAAGAACAAGAAAAGAAUUCAGAUUAAAACCAAAGCCAAGUUAAUAUAUAUCAGCACAAGUCACAAAAGUGUCUCAGAGCGAUUUACCUUCCAUCCUAAGCCCCUAGAAACGUACAUAAGGAAACAACAAUGGAAAGGGGAAAAUAUAGUAAGUGAGUAACCUGAGGAAGGGCAGCAGAGGAGAGGUCAAUCUCCCAGCAUGGACACAGAAGAUGACACAGCAUCCAGUUUUUUGGCUUUUUCUUGCAUUUGUUCUUUGUAGUUUUCUACACACUACAUGUAUACUAACAUUUUUUAUUAAAAAAACAACUCUUCCAAACUA